This is a messenger RNA of Cynara cardunculus var. scolymus (artichoke), 3961 nucleotides long. RefSeq names its product transcriptional corepressor SEUSS-like. Gene Ontology annotation, cellular component: transcription regulator complex; nucleus. The coding region runs from base 860 to 3457 and encodes 865 amino acids. Gene Ontology annotation, biological process: positive regulation of transcription by RNA polymerase II; negative regulation of transcription by RNA polymerase II. The record is from RefSeq and is a predicted model, not a curated record. The transcript has 10 exons. NCBI's taxonomy places the organism in Eukaryota, Viridiplantae, Streptophyta, Magnoliopsida, Asterales, Asteraceae.
GAGGAAAAUUCAAUCGGAUACAAUUCUACUUUGACGUCCGCAAGGAGAACACACCACUCUCUCUCCUCUUUCUCUCUCUAAACUUACAGCGAAGAACAGGAAUUUCCUCUCAUCUCUCCAGAAAGAGAAGAUUGAAGACGACCUGUCACUGAAGAAGGUUAAAGUUCUAACCAAAAACCCUAAUAGUUUGCAUACAGAAGAGUAUAUAUUGUAUGUGUAUCACAUACGGAGAAUAUAAGAGAAAAGUGACGCUAUAGAAUUGUGUCCUGCAGAAGAAUUUACAUCACCAUUGAAUUCGUUACUCUGGUUUCAAGAUUUGAUGUUUAUGCUUGAGUCAAGAUUAAGUUUCUAGUAUAGUUUUGUGUAGAGCGGCAUUGAAAGCGUUAGCAGGUACUUUGAGAGGUCGAAGGUGGGAUAUUGUCAAAUGCCUACUCGUAUUUCUGGAAGAAUGUUUUGGUAUCUACGCAUAGAUAUGUUAACUGAUUUACAAGAAUGACGAGUUAUGCAGAAAUCAAUGAGAGAACUGGCUGGAGGUUUGUACUUCCCAACUGCUAAAACAACACUAGGAUGUUCAAGGCCAAAGCUUGUUUUAGGUUUUUUGGUAAUUGUCUCGUGUUUGGCAACACUCAACAGUAUAAGCUCAGAUGUCAAGGUUUUCCAUUUCUUUUGGUACGCAAUAAGGAUUCAGGCGUGCUUACAAACUGCCAAUUGGUUGCUGGUUUGAGUGAUAAAGCUGUACCUGUCUGAUAGCCCAUCUUAGUGUGUUAUAUCCUUAGACACAAAUUUUUGUGGGUUCAUGUCAUUUUAGGUUGCACCUGUUAUUUAGAAAAGAUCUGCCAUUAUUUUCUUUUUUGGGAAGAUGGUACCUCCAGGGCCACCCACUCCACUUGCUGGUGCGCAGUCUGUUCCAUCUUCCUUGUUGCGAUCAAAUUCGGGUUUAUUGGGUAGCCAAGGGGGUUCUAUGCCUUCUCAGUCUGGAUUUCCUUCCCUCGUCUCACCACGUACUCAAUUUAAUAACAUGAACAUGCUUGGAAAUGUGCCAAAUGUAUCUUCCCUCCUCCAUCAGUCUUAUGGUAAUGGAGGGCCAGGCUCAGGGAUGUCUGGCUCUGCGAGUUCCCUAAGGGGUAUGAUCGAUAACGGGGCCGACUCUGAUCCAUUGUCAAGCAUGGGGAAUGGGAUGGGUUUUAAUGCCCCUUCCUCGUCCCUUGGUCCAUCAAAUAUGGUAAACUCAAAUGCACCAGGUCAAGUGCCAGGACAGCAUUUUUCAAAUUCAUCUGGCAACCAGAUAUUGCCAGAUCAACAACAGGGCCAACAGCGUGAAUCUCCAAACUUGCGACAGAGCCAGCAGUCUCUGCAGCAGUACUCUGUCCCUAACAAUAACCAUCAUCAGCAGCAAUAUCAAACAAGUCAAGGUGGAUUAGGCGGCAUUGGACAAGUGAAAAUGGAGCCACAAGCGGCAAAUGACCAGCACGGCCAAAAUCCUCAACAGAUGCAAGCCUUGCGAAAUCUUGGUUCAGUCAAAAUGGAAACACAGCAGGUUCAGGCCAUGAGAAACUUACCGCCUGUGAAGAUGGAGCAACACUCUGACCAGUCAUUGUUUCUGCAUCAACAGCAACAACAACAACAACAACAGCAACAAUUCCUUCACAUGUCCAGACAAUCUCCUCAGGCUUCUGCUGCACAGAUUAAUCUUUUGAAUCAACAGAGAUUCUUGCAUCUACAACAUCAGCAGCAACAGCAACUAUUGAAGAGUAUUCCUCAGCAACGGCCUUCGCUGCAACCGCAGUUUCAACAACAAAAUUUAUCAAUGAGAUCACCUGCAAAACCUGUGUAUGAACCAGGAAUGUGUGCGAGACGGCUGACACAUUAUAUGUAUCAGCAACAACAUAGGCCUGAAGACAACAACAUUGAGUUUUGGAGAAAAUUUGUCGCUGAGUACUUUGCUCCUAAUGCCAGGAAGAAAUGGUGUGUUUCUUUGUAUGGUAAUGGGCGCCAUACCGCAGGAGUUUUUCCUCAGGACGUAUGGCACUGUGAAAUAUGCAAUAAGAAGCCAGGCCGUGGCUUUGAGGCCACUGUUGAAGUUCUGCCCAGGCUUUUCAAAAUAAAAUAUGAAAGUGGUACUUUGGAGGAGCUCUUGUAUGUUGAUAUGCCCCGAGAAUAUCAGAAUUCUUCAGGUCAAAUUGUUCUGGACUAUGCAAAAGCCAUACAGGAGAGUGUUUUUGAGCAACUGCGGGUUGUUCGUGAUGGCCAACUACGAAUAGUCUUUUCUGCAGAUUUGAAGAUAUGCUCUUGGGAGUUCUGUGCUCGGCGUCAUGAAGAGCUUAUCCCUAGGAGACUGCUGAUACCACAGGUUAGUCAACUAGGUAAUGCAGCUCAGAAAUACCAGGCUUCAACUCAAAGUGCUUCAUCAAGCUUAUCUGUACCAGAAUUGCAGAACAAUUGUAAUAUGUUUGUUGAUUCAGCUCGUCAGUUGGCAAAAGCAUUGGAUGUACCGUUAGUUAAUGAUUUAGGAUAUACGAAGAGAUAUGUCCGGUGUCUUCAGAUAUCAGAAGUGGUUAAUAGUAUGAAGGAUUUGAUCGAUUACAGCCGAGAAACGAGGACUGGGCCUAUGGAGAGCUUGGCAAAAUUUCCACGGAGGACAUCUUCGACAUCAGGGUUUCAUAGUCAACCUGAAGAACAGCAAAAACCACAGCAGCUGCAAACAGUGGUUCAAAGUACAUCAAACAACGAAACAUCUGCUAUGCAAAUUGCAUCCACUAAUAGCAUGCCUAGUGUAAAUAACUGUUCCAAUAUUACCAUCGAUGGGCUGCUGCACCAGAACUCUAGACAGCAAAGUUCACUUAGUAAUACAAAUGGUCCCUAUGGCAUUCAGAUUCCUUCCCCUGGAUCCUCGAGUACACAACCGCACCCUAACCCAUCUCCUUUCCAAUCACCAACUCCAUCCUUAUCUAACAAUCUCCCUCAAGGUUCAGGAGCACCCUUGAAUUCUGCUACCUCCCCAAAUAUUUCAUCGAUGCCGCAGCCGACUCUUUCUAGUGAUGCAGAUGCGAAUGACUCUCAAAGCUCCGUUCAGAAAAUAAUACAGGAAAUGAUGAUGUCUUCCCAACUUGGAGGCAAUGGGGGUGUUGGUUCAGUGGGAAUCGAAAUGAAAAAUGCUAAUGAUUUGAUUCAGGGAGGAGGCAAUAGUAGUAGUCCGGGUGUUGUCGGAAAUGGGACUGGGAACAAUAUGAUUACAAGUGGUGGGCAAAUGGGUAUGGUGAAUGGAAUGCGAGCGGCGAUGGGGGGUCAUAAUUCGUUGAGUAUGAACGGAAGGGUUGCAAUGUUGAAUCAUCAUCAACAACAGCAACAACAGCAACAGCAGCAGCAGCAGGACAUAGGGAGCCAAUUGCUUCUUAAUGGUCUUGGAGCUGUUAAUGGAUUCAAUAAUCUACCGUUUGAUUGGAAACCGUCUCCAUAAGUAUAUUCUAUAAUGGCAGUGUCGUUUGAAAGUGAAGAUUUCGUUGGAAUCUGGGUUUCGACAUUGCAAAGAAGAUACACGGAUAUAUAUAGGGACACGAUGGGAAAAAGCAAGUCCGCAUUGUACUAAUUUCAGAGAUGAAAGGAAAGAUAUAGUAGCAUGGCAAUCGGUUUAUUUUGCUUCUUUUGUGGUUUUUGAUUUGGUUUUGCAUCAAAAUUGGUUGUUUAUGUUGCUUGAUUUUGUUCCCAUAGAUUUUGUGAUUGGAAAGGCCCGACUAAUGUGGUUGACAUGAAGAACAGAAGCAUCGAUGGGUUGGGCUCGUCUUGGUGCUGCCUUGAUACUAGUAGUCGUAGUCGUAGUCGUCGUCGUCGUCUUAUAUCUGACUGCUAUAUCUUUCUUUCUCCACUAGAAGUGAGUGUAUAUAUUCUAUGGAAUGUUGGAGCAGUUUAAUGUAGAAUUUAGUAUUUUUUUGGUGAUUAAUAUUCUUGCUGCCAAUUGUUUUUA